This is a messenger RNA of Orussus abietinus, 5034 nucleotides long. Its product is annotated as girdin-like. The coding region runs from base 1 to 5034 and encodes 1677 amino acids. NCBI's taxonomy places the organism in Eukaryota, Metazoa, Arthropoda, Insecta, Hymenoptera, Orussidae. The transcript has 10 exons. The record is from RefSeq and is a predicted model, not a curated record.
AUGGACCGAUGUCCCGGAGUUUCCUGCCUCUGCGGAUGUGCAUCGCCGCCCUGCAUGCAACCUGCGGAACCUCCGCACGAGCCCUGCUGUUGUUGUAAUUACAAUCCAUUCAGCGACAAUACGAAGGAUGCGGAAAUUUACGAUCUCCCUUUCGCACUUCGAAAGCUAACGGUGAUGAAAUGUCAGAUGAAAAAAUGGCGCAUGGAGCGGCUGCAGUUGGAGAGCGAGACGAGGUCUCUGAAGAAGACCUUGCAAUCUUUGGGAGUUGACGUGGAAGAGGCACUGAGGCCAGACCCUUUGAUAGUUCACUAUCGAGAAGAGACGGAGAAGUUGGAGAACGAGAAGAGCGAGCUGGAGGACAGGGUCAGGAAUUUGGAGGAGACUCUGGCCGAGAGAGAUUGCUGCGAUGAUCCAGAAGAGACGGUGCAAUACAUGAGACAGAGGAUGCAGAUGCUGAGAGAGCGGGUCACCGAGGAGAAAAAGGGAUUGAUGGAGAUAAUUGGCGCGUUGAAGAUCAAACUCGCAAAGGCCGAAGAGGACUCUUCCUGUGCAGCUCUGAAUCGUCUCAGGGCGAAGCUGAGAGAACUGUUAAAAGGCGGCCAGAAAGCCGACGAACAGGUUUCCAAGGUUGUCGAAAAAUCUAUCGAAGCUCUGGUCGAGCUGUCGAAAAGUUGCGACGAUCUGAGAGCCGAAAACGAACGACUGCAGAGGGAAUUAGCUGCAUUGAGAAAAAAUAGAGACUUGUCAGCGGAAGCUUCGCAGAGGCCUGAAACAUACGAGAAAGCAGGGAAAAAGGCUGAUAGGACGGAUGCGCCUGAUUUUCCGAAUCAACCGAGAAGCUGCGAAGCACUGGUGGCUGAUUUGAGAAGACAGCUUGCAGAGAAGGAUCUGAUGAUCAAUGAACUUCAGAAGCAACUGUAUCAACAGAAGAGCGUGACGAGCGAGUUGACAGUUGAUCUCGAUCAAAUGACCAUCAGCUACAAAGCUCUACUGGCAGAAGUGACAGCGAUGAAGGAGGAGCUGAAGAAAAGGGACGAUAAAGUGACCGAGCUGCUGGGAGAUCUAAGAAACUCAGCAAUGGACAUGCUAGGCAUGACUGCACUUCGAAGUGAAAUAGAGCUGAUAAAGCCGCAGAUGUACAACCUUCAGCUUGAGCGAGAUCAACUAAUAGACGAGCUAGGAAGGGUUCGAGAAGCAAUUUCCGAGAGGAACGAUCAGAUAGCAAAAAUUCUGGAACAGAAACAGAAAACGACGGACGAUUGCGACUCAAAAUUGGCAGAAAUGCAAACGCGAAUAGACACACUUCUAGCCGAGGAAGAGUUAUUGAGGAAAGAGAACGAAGACAUGCGGACGACGAUAGAGGACUUAGAACAGGAAAUAGAUAACCUAAAAACACGCGUAACAGAAUUGGAGAAAUGUUGCGGAGACACCGCAGACUUGUCACGAAAGAUUCGGGAAUUUGAAGAAAAUCUUCAGGGUCUGAGCAAAGAGCUCGAAGCGGCGAGAAAAAGAGUGAACGAGUUGGAGGACGAGAAAGAGAAGCUCAUUAAGGAGCUGGAAAUGGCAAGAGCGACCUUGGAAGAGAUGAAAGAAGAAUUGGGAGCUAUGAAAAUCGCGAGAGAAACGGUACAGAAGGAACUGGAUGAACUGAAGUCUGAGAAUUCCAGAUUGGAAGAAGAACUCGAUGCUUUGAGAUCAGAGAAUGGGAAUUUAAAAGACAAUCUUGAAGUACUUGCUGCAGAAGUGCAGAGUUUGAAGGAAUUAAACGAGAAUCUUAAGAAGGAAAAGGAAAGCCUCGAAGCUGAGAAUCAGAAACUGCUUUCGGAACUCAACAAUUUAAGAGAGAAGCUCGCCCAGUUGGAGGAAGAGUUGGACAGACUGUUGACCCGGUUGAAGGGAUUGGAAGAACUGGAGAAAGAGGUGGAAAAGAUGAAGUCUGAGAACGAUUCUCUGAAGUCCCAGGUGGAAGUUUUGAAAGCUGAGACGGAGAAAUUAAAUAUGGACAACACGAGAUUGAAAGGAGAGGGGGAUGGCCAAAGAGUGGAACAGGAGAGGUUGAAAACGACUUUAGAUCAGGUUGAAAAAGAGAGAGAUAGGUUGAAAAAUGAAUUAGAUGCACUAAAGGUAGAGGCUGACAAUCUGAGGGAAGAGGCCUCUAAAUUAAAGAAAGAAGUCGACGAUCUGAAAGCUGAGAAUAAAAAAUUAGAGAAUGAAAACGAGGAACUGAAAAAGGAAAGGGAUGCCUUGAAGAGACAUUUAGCCGAAUUGGAUAUCUUAUUGGAAGACGUGAAAGAGGAAAACGUCGAUUUGAAGCAAGAAAUUGGCAAAUUGAAGGAGAUGGUCGCCGGGCUGCAAGUCGAGAACGAAAAGCUGAAGACUGAGUUGGAAGAUCUGGAGGUUCAGAUGUGCAAGGUAAAGGUGGCGACUGAGAAGCUGAAUGCUGAGAUCGAAAAGCUGAAGAAGGAAUUGAGUAAUUGUCAAAUCGAAGCCGGGGAACUGGAGAGACAGAUAAAUGCUUUGAAAGAGGAAAAAAAGAAACUUCAAGAUGAAAUCGGGAAGCUGAAGAGUGAAAUAAAUAGACUGAACAACGAGUGGUCUGCUUUGAUGGCUGCCAAAGAAGCGGCUCUGCAGGAAGCAUCGUUGUUGAGAGAAGAACUGGGAGUCCUGAAAGCAGAAUUGAUGAAAUCGAGGGGCGAGAACGAGAAGCUGAAGUCCGACUUAGAAGAUGCGAAGAGGCAAGCUUCGAAUUGUAAGGAAGAGACGAAUAAACUCCGUGACGAGGUUGCAGCACUGAGGGCUGAGAUCGAGAAGCUGAAGGCGAAUGCUGAAAAACUGAGAAUGGAGAACGACAAAUUGAACGAGGAACUUCGAAAAGCUACGUAUGAAGUAGAAGCACUGAGAGGGGAAAAUAACAGGCUGAAAAGCGAGGCCGACAAGCUGAGGGAUGAAAAUUCAAAACUGAAGGACGAUGUCGAAGUUCUGAGGAAGGAGAAGGAGAAGAUGUCCUCCGAACUCGCUGCGGCCAAAGGUGAAGCCGAAAAACUAAAAUCGGAAUUGGCUGCCAGUCAAUCCGAAAGAGACAAAUUGAAGGUAGAUGCUGACAAGUUAAAGAACGAACUGGAAGAUGUUAAAAAAAAUAUGGAGACGGCAAGGAAAGGAAGCGAAGGUUCGGAAAAGGCCCUAGCAGAUGCCGAAGCGAAGGUUCGAAAUUUCCAAAGCAAACUAUCAACCCUGGAGGCAGAAAAGGAGAAGCUAGUUGGCGAACUGAACAAGCUGAGAAGCGAAGUUGAUAAACUAGACAAGGAAGCAGCAACUUUGAGAGCUGCCAGAGAAGCAGCUCUGAAAGAAGCCGAAUCCUUGAAAUCCGAGUUGGCUGCUCUGAAAGCUGAGCUGGAAAAGUGCCGUGCUGAUGGCGAAAAAUUAAGGGCAGAACUGGAGAAUUGCAAGGCACAACUCAAGGAUGCGCUGGAGGCCCUGAAGAGUCAAAGCAGCGACAGCGGGAAAACGGUCACAGAAUUGGAAACCCAGAGAGCUGAGAACGCAAAACUGAAGGCGGACCUGGAUAAGCUGAAAGCCGAGCUAAACGCUCUGAAGUCAAUAAGCGACGAGUACGACAAACUAAAAUCUGAAAACGCAAAGAUGAAGGCAGAGAUCGAAAAACUGAGAGGAGAAAUUGCUGAACUGAAGACCGAAAAUGGAAAGCUAAGCGCCGAGAACGCGAAGCUGGUCGACGCUAAUGCGAAGCUGAAGGAGGAUAACGAGAAACUCAAGGACUUGAGCAAUAAGUUGCUGAAUGACGUAGAGAAUUUAAAGAAGGAGAACGAGAAGCUGAAGAACGGAUUUUCGGAUGCAGAAGCGAAGAUAAAAGAGCUGGAAGGACUUGUGCGCUCGGCGGGUGAUCGGAUGGAGAAGCAAAGGUUGUCCGAGGUUCCGAAACACGCGUUAGACAAGGUUAAUCAAGAGUUAAAUCGCGAAAGGGCCGCGAAGGAUGCUGCCCUGAAAGAAGUGGAAGCCUUGAAGAAUGCCCUGGCCGAGUUGAGGGAAGAAUUGAAGAAAUGUCGCGCUGAGAACGAGAAAUCGAAGGCCGAGCUGGAAAAGCGCGUGGAAGGGCAGCCUGAAUCGAAACAGCCCAAGACGAAGGAAGACAAGAGCGAUGUUGAUAAAUUGAAAUCGGACAAUGACAAGUUGAAUCGGGAGAUCGAAAAGCUGCGCAAAGAGAAUGCAAGGCUGAAGGCCGAUCUGGAAGUUUGCCAGGCGGAAAAUGCGAAACUCAGGGGGCAGCUCGACGCUCGGGCCGCGAAGCGUCUGCAAGGAUACGUCGAAUUUCUCGAGGCGAAAAAAGAAGUCAAACCCGAGAUGGCCGAGCAGCUGAAGCACGAAAAGGAUCCAGGAAACUGGUCGUUCCCUGGGAUACAGGACGUCUUGAAGGACUCUGAAAAUCUAUCGACAAACCUCCAUCGGGUUGAGAAGGAAAUCCAAAAUCUGGAAGGAUUGGCAAGCCCGGUCUGGAAAAGCAAUCAAGUUGUAAAAAAAAUUUUACAGGGUACCGAGGAAACCGCGCGGAUUGGACAAACGGAAAUCGGGGAAGAGGAUGAAGACGGUGAAGUAGAAGACGAAGAAGAGGUCCUCGGUGUCUCCGAAGAGUCUGAACGACCUAGCGAAGUUUUCGAUCCCGAGAUCUGGCUAAACGCAUUGACCCUGACCGAGCUGGCGGAGUUGCACGACCGGAUUUGUCUCUUAACAUCGUCAAUGGUCAGGCAAGAUGGCGGAACAGACAUCCUAAAUCGGAGGAUUGCGGCACUUCAGAAGCAGAUCUCCGAGAAGCAGGCCGAAGCUGCAUUAAAAGUGCAGGAGAUGAGACACGCACUUCGACAAGAGCAGGCGCGCUUGAUUAAACUAUCCGAGGAAAUGAACGCGGAAAGGAAACGCAAUCUCGCACUUCAGCUGACAAUGGAUGGAGCCGGGAACAUCGUCCCAAAAACUUCGGAAAGUCGCAAAGUAGUCUGUCCAUCCUUUGCAAAAAGGAGACAUUGA